Laccaria bicolor S238N-H82 is the source of this 549-nucleotide messenger RNA. RefSeq lists its product as uncharacterized. NCBI's taxonomy places the organism in Eukaryota, Fungi, Basidiomycota, Agaricomycetes, Agaricales, Hydnangiaceae. The record is from RefSeq and is a predicted model, not a curated record. The coding region runs from base 1 to 549 and encodes 182 amino acids. The transcript has 2 exons.
AUGAAGCAAAUGAUCGAACCUGUUCCCGACAUGGCACAGCCCUUCUCACCAGAUCCAGCCCAGCUCUUUACCGGCUCCAAGUCACAAACAACAGGAAGAAUAAUCAAACCACCAUCACCCAGCUUGAAACCUCAGCCCAGGGCAACUAAGCAAACAAAGAAGAAGAGCUUCAAGGCCCUUGAGGAUGUCGAUUCGGACUAUGAGUAUGACAACAGGGACAACGAUCUGAGUGACUUGUCCGAUCUGGAGCUUUCGUCACCAGCAGGGAGGUGCAUGAGAAAACGUGGUCCUUGUGUAUCACCGCCACUUACUGUGACCGUCAAGGAGCCUAGGGCCAUAAGAGUUCAGAAUCCAGCUGUCAUUACGGCGCUUGUCAUCCCGUCCCCGCAGAGAGAAGUUUCGACUUCCCCAGUUGUUCAGAAGUCCCUAGCUGUCCAGAAGAAAGCCCCUGAUGGGCCUGCCAAGACUUGUCAGAAGAAGUGCAAGCAGCUGGUUCAUUCUCACUAUCAAUGCCCUGUUGGUCAGACUUUUUGUGUUGCCUGGGACUAG